Messenger RNA from Anopheles moucheti, 4155 nucleotides. RefSeq lists its product as uncharacterized. The record is from RefSeq and is a predicted model, not a curated record. The transcript is spliced from 3 exons. Lineage: Eukaryota; Metazoa; Arthropoda; Insecta; Diptera; Culicidae. The coding region runs from base 362 to 2788 and encodes 808 amino acids.
CCGGCAAGCCGCAUGCACAUCUUCCCAUUGCUAUUGUGCAUACAAAAUUGGCCAGUCAGCAAGCGGCGACGUUUGCAUCGUUGUGAAUGCAAGUGCAGUACUAAAAACGGUUGCUACUUCGAGUAGAAGAAAGGAACGAAAAAGUGUUCACCGGAUGCUGGUAUUCCCGCUGCUUUUGGCACAUUCUCCCAAAAAAGAUGGCUCAUCAACAAAGGGACAGAUCGCUCAAGAUUUAGGAUGCUUUCUUCGUUCAACGGACAGGCGACUUAAUAUGGAACGUACAUGAGCCGGAAACAGGGUCAGAUAUUGCAUAAAACAUAUUGCAUAAACUUGUUCAUCUCGAUCUGGAACCAUAGCGACUAUGAGCCUCCCGAUGGAAGACAAUACGAUAAGCAUGUUUAUGGAUGUUAAGCUGGAUAUUCGCGAGAGGAAGCUGGAAUUUUCUCACAUGAAGUCUUGGUCGAGGUACUUUGUACGGGUAGAAGCCGUCAAAUGUUUCCCGUGUUAUAUGCGCAUCUCGUUUUUCACAUCACCCACCGAUCUUACCACCGAUCUAAUCGUGCGUAUCAACAUUCCCGGUCUCACCGUACAAAUGGCCACAUCCCGCACGAAACAACACUCGUACGGCCUUUUUUGGAAGAAUAAUCGCAAACGCUGCUGCGCCUAUUUCGCCCUGGAAACGCAACUUCUGUGCGAGCGGCAUCUGCGCUGGAUGAAGAAAUCGAUCCGCAACCUUGAGCUGUAUCGACAGGAGAUGAUGCAGUUGCGCCGUGCUAGCCGAACACCGGUGUGCGAAAUACGGCAAGAGAUGCAACCACUCGAUCCGCUUGCUGUUGUCGCGGCAACAGCCGAUGCAGGAAUGUGUGAUGAUAUGGGCAUCUAUCAGAAUCUGGACAACACGCAAAAUAUUAUGGGCCUUCAGGAUAUACUUGGACCGUUGCCUACCGUACCGAUAGUGGAACGAACCGAACCGAAUUCAGCCAACUGGUCGAGGCGUGUUUCAGGAGUGUCUGGCAUCUACGAGGAAAUUCGCGACGAUAUAGCUGCACCGCAUUCCCGUUUAUCACGGGCCUCGAUCGCUUCUGGAAUCUACGAGGAAAUGAAACUGGUGAGCGCAAGUAGUGCGCCAACAAAGGAAGACGUUGUCACACCGCCUCCACCACUGCCACCCCGGAAACGUACAAGUACGAACGAUGGGUUUGAUCUGCAACGUUCGUACACUGCACCGGAAGUGGAGCUUAUGAAGAAGAAACGUCACCACUGGCUUCGCUUAGAAUCGAUGUUUGGACGACGGCGUACCACCAGCACAGAUUCGCAAGGUUCGGCAUCGGAUAAAAAGAGCUCCAAUAGGAAAGAAUGCAAAAUGUUCACAACAAAACCAUCUGAAAAAGAAAAAACAGUUUCGGUAGUCCAUCGCGAUAAGGUGUGCCGGUUGCGUUUGGCCGAGAAUAAGCGCAACAGUUUUUCUAGUCCUGAUUUGAGCCGGUUGAAAAUAACCGAAACACCCGAAGGUGCGCGAUGCGAUGAUGGAGUUGGCAAUACGUCUUGCGACAAUCUUUCGGAUGGUGUUGGGUCUUGUACGUCGGAGUUUUAUCUUCAGCGAGAUAUCGACUACAUUGAGGAGGAUUCUUGCUUUGCUUCGUCUGAGUUUAUAAACACGUCCGGCAUGUCCCUUAUCGAUGAAAGUGAAGCGAACGUGGAACAUUACCCGGAGGGAUUCGGAUUGGUAAUGCCGGAUUUAAGGCGUUUGAACAUUUCCGAACGCAUUCGGGAGGGUUUUAAUCGUUCGGCAAACUCGUCGACGGUAAAUCUUGUGGGCUGUGUGGCUGCCAUUGGAGAAGAAGAGCUCGAGACAGAGCACGGUUCUGCACAAACGUCUAAUGUUGCAUGCCCUCCACCGAUCGGGGUAUCGGAUUUGGACGGUUACCUUGAGAUGGGCCCGGUCGGUACAGGGUUUAAUCGUCAGAAACUGUUAGACGAGGUUGUUAUGUACAGAAAUAAUCCUGUGCCUUCUAUAACAUCAAGCGGAUUAGUUCCAAGUGUGCCAGAUAGUGAAGAAUCAGUCUAUAUGAAUAUGGGAGGAACGGAGAAGGCAAUCCAAGAACCGAUUCGAUCCAGUUCUACCAGUAGUACUAGUAGUACUAGCACUAACAGUAGCAGUGGCGUUAGUAGCGCUAGUGAACAUAGUUACGUUGCUGUACACGAUGCUACUACAGGGAAGCACCGUUGCUCGGUGGAUGAUAAAAUUCCUUCCUACUAUCCGAACGAAGAUUCGCCGAGAACGUCACCGAGCAACUGCAAGAACAAAACGACCAUUGUAGCCAGUCCAAUGACUCCACCCGCUACUACACUGCCGAGAAUAGUACGAUCCGCACAACGAGCCACGACCGAAUCGACGGUUGAACAAUAUGAUCGUAUCCAAGCAUCGUUCCGCACACCGAAAGCGAGCAGUCGCCGAUUGCGUACGUCUCACGGUGCACGAUUGUCACCGAAAGAUGCGGCCCAUCACGUCGAGUCUGCCUCAUGUGGUUCCGAAUGUUCACCGAAGCUGUACCAAAAGUAUGCAACCCUUGCACGAAUGUCAUCAUCACCUUGCAGAACUGCGGAGAAAUCUAAAAAUCUGCUCGAUGAUAAAGCACCGGAAAAAGGAAUUGUAACGACACCGGUAGCGACGACACCGAUUAGUAAGCGUUUUGGAUCGUUACCUCGCUUUGGAAAAAUAGAUCUUUCGCCGCUGAGAAUGAAAAUCAAUAGCGUGCUGCAGCGACAUAACUCGGGCAACCUGUAACAGUUAGCUUGGUGUAACAAUCCUGUCACUGAUUCGGUACCUAUUGCUUCGUACAUUUUAAUUCGUAACGAUACACAUGCGGAUUGAAGAUACUCGACACGCUGCAAACGCUCUGUUUUUAAAUGCAACAAUUGUGAUGUUAAUUACUUCAACUGCUCAACAUGUUAUAGUGCUCGUUAGCUUUAAAUUUAAGUUUUAAAUUCGCAAUAUUGCAUUUGCAUAAGCAUUUUCGUUGUCUUUAAGAAUCUCACCCAUGCAGCAUUAGGUCCUGCGGAACAUUUUCUCAUUACACACCGUCGCUGAAAGCUUCUUACACGAUUUGCCUUUUUGCCUUUUACACGAUCUUACAUCCAAUGCUUCAAUGCGCGCACCACGAUUAUGUAGAAUUCACGUUAUUAUAGCUAAAAGUAAGGUAUUUUACGACAACACUAACAAAUUUGAGGGGUUACACAAAACGAAAAAAAUGGAGUUCCAGUACCUAAGCUUCUACCAGAACUUAAUCUACUUGAAGCAGCUUAGCAUUAGCUAGCCUAGCUCUUUUAAUUUUCCAUUUCAAAAUGGUGCUUUUAGUGAAUGUUUGCGGAGAGCUGUUAGAAUUUAAGAAUGGUUUUAGGAAAUAUGUCUUUUAUUGAAGCGAUACUGCCAUAGUUUUACGAUGCAACGCUUGCGCAAGGAAACCAACACUUGAGCCAAGUGUGGAUACAUACGGAAAUUAGCAUAUCAUAUUUGCAAACAAGCAACUGAAGCAAUACGAAAACGAGAUCCGUACGUCAGGAUACAUUUUCAGGAACAGAUAUUUUAACGAGAAAAGGAAGAUGAUCGUUUGGCAGGAUUACACAGUGAUUUUCGUCCAAUUCUGCAGUGGUUUUGGACGGACGUAUCCCGCCGAACGUAAUUAAUUGAUUCUAAAGCAAAUUUUACACAAUUUAAAAUGCCACAGAAGAAGUAGUACGCAAAUGAACAAUGAAUACCGCCAAGUGUGACAGUGGAAUCUCGUUCUGCAAAUUCCUGCCCAUACAUCCGCAUGUGCUUAACUUCCAACGUAUAAAGGUAAAUCAGGAGAGCUAGCUUAAUAUGUUUCGAUGAGCAGAGACACAAAAAUGCAUAUCAUGUCGUGUGUGAUUAGCUAUGUGCUUUAGCAAAUGGCUUGGAGAGUGUAUUAUUGUAUUAGUAUGUGCGCAAAAGCAAUGUAAUAAUAUACUGAUGUGAGAUCAUCAUCUCCACCGCCACUACAAUCGCCUGCAUACAAUCAUACCGAAAAAUGUACAACAAAAAAAUCGGCCGGAAAUCUUCGCCAUGGAAGGGUGUUUUAGUCUGUCCAGUUUUAGGACAGGCACUUUUAUUGCGUCGAUCACGGUACAAAAUAA